AUGAAGUAUUUGUUGCUAGUUGCUUGCCUCCCGGCACUUGCCUUUGGUCUGGCGGUGCGACCAUGUGCCAACAAUGCGCCUAUCCCGCAGGACGUCCGUGUCGUAGGUUGCACGGCAGAACCGUGUGUCAUUCCGAUUGGUGGCAUGGUCGACAUGGACUGUGACUUCGUCUCUCCACGGGCGUCCAACAACGUUCAGGCAUCGCUAGACAUCUUCCUCGGUGAUUUCCGCGUGCCGUACGAACUGCCAGCGGCGCAGCAGAAUGCCUGUAACUUUUUCGAGGCCGGCAGCUGCCCGAUAUCAGCGGGAGAAUUCAUCAACUACCACUUGAGUACGCCGGCGGCCGCUCCGUUCGCGGGUAUCACCGUCGAUCUGCAGCUCCAGCUCACUGACGACAACGGAGAACCGCUGUUCUGCUUCCGUUCAUCCGCUCAGAUCGUGGCAGUGUGA
Messenger RNA from Anopheles nili, 450 nucleotides. RefSeq names its product NPC intracellular cholesterol transporter 2-like. The transcript has 2 exons. Gene Ontology annotation, biological process: intracellular cholesterol transport. The record is from RefSeq and is a predicted model, not a curated record. Lineage: Eukaryota; Metazoa; Arthropoda; Insecta; Diptera; Culicidae. The coding region runs from base 1 to 450 and encodes 149 amino acids.